UGCAAAUCCUUGACCGAAACAACGAAAACAUGGUCCAAUCAUGCGUUCACAAAAUCCUAAAUCAGGAGUACAAAAACAACGAAAUUAUAGUGUCACUAAACGUGAAUUUUUCGGUGAACCACCCAAUCAUAAACUUGCAAUUGUCCGAAGUAUUGGACUUGUUUCCCUUCGGACGUGCAAAAAUUUACUUAAUUGGGGUGAGUUUGGACUAUUUGGAGGAAACAAUCCAGUUUUUGGCCGAAUUGACGACAUUUAACCCCCAGGGGAAGUUUAUAAUGAUUUUGGAGCAAUCAAUCGACGAGUCGAUUUUCAAAAUGGCGGCCCGGUACUAUAUCGGCCAUGUUGUCGUCCUUGAAGCGCAAUCGCUGGACCUUUACACUUAUCAUCCCUACGUUAAUCAGAAUAUUAGUAGUGCUGACACUACUGUUGUCCCACUUGGCUCAUGUUUUAAGUACCCUCUUAAGUCACUAACUAGGGCAAUGCCCCCAGUUUGGGGCAACACCACCGUACGGGUGUCCUACAAGCGCACCCCUCCGUACGUCGUUGACCCCUUUUCGGCCCUCAAAGGCAUGGAGAUCUACACGCUGGAGACAAUCAGCAAGUACUACAAGUUCCAAAUUGAGUACUUCCCCUAUAAUGGCAGUUACUACAACGAAAAGGACCGCGCAACGUACUACGCGGCCUUUGGGGCCCUUCUGGCCCACAAUAUUGACGUCACAGUCGGUGCCUACUAUUUGAAAAACACCGAAAUUUUCGAUUUCGACGUCAGUUAUCAGUACCUCCAAGACAGCCUGUUCUGGGUGGUACCUAAAGCCAGCGAGUUGCAAAAAUGGCAAAGGGUUGCCCUAGCCUUCAGUUUCAACACCUGGAUGGCCUUUCUGGCCUCCUUCUUCCUCUAUAACGUGCUAUACGCCCUGCAUUUGCGCUUGUCUCAGAUGAAGGUUUCCACCAAAAUUUUUUUCUACCUUUUUGGGAUUUUGAUCGAACAGGCGGUCACAAUGCCGGUGAAGUACACAGUCAAGGCGUUGGUUUUGACUUGGAUUUUUUACUGUUUGAUCAUUUCGACUGCGUUCAAAAGCCAGAUCAUUAAUUUAUUGAGUGGGGUCAGUUACGGGGAUGACAUCACAACAGUGAGGGAGAUCACUGAUUCAGAUCUAAUCAUAAGUCUGCCAGUGGGGUACGCCAACAUGUAUGACCACGAUGACCCCCUUGAGCGCUACAUUUACGACCAUAACGUGCAAUGUGUGGAAAUUUAUGACUGCUUGCAGCGAACUGCCACAAAACGUGACACUGCAAGUAUCGCAAUUGGGCGCUACAUUGACUACUACAGUCCAUAUUUUUUGAACGAGCAUGGUCAUAGGACCAUACACGUCAUGAAGGAGCGCGUGUGUCUCAUGCCCAUCCAUAUGAUCGUGUCUAAGGGAUUCCCCCUUUUCGCGCAAAUCAAUUCGCUCAUUAUGCUGAUGGAAGCCAACGGAUUGAUUGACUAUAAUUACAACUACAUGGAUAAUCUUUUCAAGAGUCAGUAUUUUUCCCAGUUGAGGCUAACCGAUAAAGUCGAACACAACGAUUUGGAAACUAUGGCUUUGCCGUUUCUUUUGUUGUGUUUCGGACUUGUUUUGGCACUGGUUGUGUUUUUGGGCGAGGUUGUUUGGUGUUUAGUCCGCGGUCGGGUUGGAAGUGACAGUUAGUAAGUCAAGUCAAGUCACACGCAGCGCCGACUAGACAUUUUGUAAAAUCAUGGGAAAUAAACGAUUGCUUAACGAAACUGUGUUUCUUGUUUAAAAUAGUUUAGCUCGGUUUACGAAAAUUCCAAAAUAUGGUUAAAAUAACUCCUUUUACGACCAGUUUUUGUCAUUUGUCAGCUUAUCCGAAACAAAAUCGAGCGAAGUAGAAAAAGUAGCAUCGGUU
Tribolium castaneum (red flour beetle) is the source of this 1911-nucleotide messenger RNA. It is a transcript of the gene Ir60a, whose product is annotated as Ionotropic receptor 60a. The record is from RefSeq and is a predicted model, not a curated record. Lineage: Eukaryota; Metazoa; Arthropoda; Insecta; Coleoptera; Tenebrionidae. The transcript has a single exon. Bases 30 to 1691 code for a protein of 553 amino acids.